Scheffersomyces amazonensis is the source of this 1167-nucleotide messenger RNA. It is a transcript of the gene PTC4, whose product is annotated as type 2C protein phosphatase. Gene Ontology annotation, molecular function: protein serine/threonine phosphatase activity; cation binding. Gene Ontology annotation, biological process: protein dephosphorylation. NCBI's taxonomy places the organism in Eukaryota, Fungi, Ascomycota, Pichiomycetes, Serinales, Debaryomycetaceae. The transcript has a single exon. The record is from RefSeq and is a predicted model, not a curated record. The coding region runs from base 114 to 1142 and encodes 342 amino acids.
AUUAACGAGUAAUAAGCCUAAUAAACUUAAACCCGAUAAUUAAUAAUCUUAAACCAGAAUUUUAAGACAUUAAAGGAAUCGGUAUAUAGGUUAAGAAACAUAUUAUAAUUAAUAUGGGUCAAUUGUUAUCACAUCCUAUUGAGGAUAAAGAGAUCAUAUAUCAAUCACAUGAGACUGUAUCGUAUUGUAUUGGAUCAAUGCAAGGUUAUAGAACUACUAUGGAAGAUGCAUAUGAUGUAAAAGUUAAUGAAGAUGAAACUUUAGCAGUAUUUGGAGUAUUUGAUGGUCAUGGAGGCAAAUCUUGUGCUGAAUAUUUAAAAGUUCAUCUUGUUGAUAUAAUUUUUAAACAAUUAAAUAUAAUUGGUAAACAAGGUACAACAAAAUUAAGUGAUUAUAUACGAAUAACUAAAAAUGCAUUUUUUAAAGUAGAUAGUCAAUUAUCGUCCAAUAAAGAAUUUAAUAAUUGUGGAUCAACUGGUAUAAUAUCGGCUCUUAUAAAUAAUCAAUAUUUAGUAGUGGCAAAUACUGGUGAUUCAAGAUGUAUUUUAUCACUUGGUGGUCAACCUAAAACUUUAUCAUUUGAUCAUAAACCAGUAAUAAUGAAUGAAAGAGUUAGAAUUGAAAAUAGUAAUGGUUAUAUUAAGAACAAUAGAAUUAAUGAAAUAUUAGCAUUAUCAAGAGCAUUUGGAGAUUUUAAAUUUAAACUUCCCUAUAUUGAUAGUCCUAGAAAUGAAUACAUAAAUAAAAAUAAGCAAUAUUUUAAGAAUGACUUAAUUCAUUUACCACCAGAAUUAUUUCAAGUUACAGUUGAACCAGAAGUAAUUUUAUUUGAUAUUGAAAAUGCUUCAAAGAAUCCUAAAACUAAACCAGAAUUUAUGGUAAUAGCGUGUGAUGGGAUUUGGGAUUGUUACAAAAAUAAAGAUUUAAUAAAUACAAUAAGGCAUAAAUUAUCUGUUGGAUGGAAAUUAAAUAAAAUUAUUGAAUUCAUAUUGCAUGAUUGUUUAAUGAUGGCAAGUAAUUAUACUGGGAUUGGAUUUGAUAAUAUGACUAUAAUUAUUAUUGCAUUACAUAAGGGUACAGAUAUGGAUCAAUGGUAUGAAUCCAUGAAACAUAAGGUGCUUACGGAGAAGGGAUUAGCCUGAUUAAUAUAAUAUAAUAUAAUAUAAU